Messenger RNA from Copidosoma floridanum, 1479 nucleotides. RefSeq names its product aromatic-L-amino-acid decarboxylase-like. Gene Ontology annotation, cellular component: cytoplasm. NCBI's taxonomy places the organism in Eukaryota, Metazoa, Arthropoda, Insecta, Hymenoptera, Encyrtidae. The record is from RefSeq and is a predicted model, not a curated record. Gene Ontology annotation, biological process: carboxylic acid metabolic process; amino acid metabolic process. Gene Ontology annotation, molecular function: pyridoxal phosphate binding; carboxy-lyase activity.
AUGUCUCAGAUAACGCUCUGGCAGCACCCGCGUUUCCACGCGUACUUCCCGGCGGGCAACUCGUUUCCCUCGAUCCUCGGCGACAUGCUGUCCGAUGCCAUAGGAUGCAUCGGAUUCUCUUGGGCAGCCUCGCCGGCCUGCACCGAGCUGGAGACGAUAGUCCUCGACUGGCUGGGUAAGCCUGAUUUUUCCCAUCACUAUCACCAUCGUCAUGAAUUUUUAACCAAAGCAGCGCUGCAACGAGCGGGCUCGGCAUCGGAGUGCGUAUUGGUGUGCAUGUUGGCAGCCCGCGCGCAGGCCAUAGCCCGGCUGAAAGAGUCCCCAGCUCACGCGCACCUCGACGAGACGGCACUGCUGGGAAAACUCAUGGCCUACUGCAGCAGAGAGAGCCACAGCUGCGUCGAAAAAGACGCGAUGAUUUGCUUCGUGAAGCUCCGCAUCCUGGAACCCGAUGAACGGAGCGUCCUUCGUGGCGCUACUUUGCAACAGGCCAUCGAAGCUGACGUGACCGCGGGCUACGUUCCCUUCUUCGUGUCCACGACCCUGGGCACGACCGCCUGCUGCUCGUUCGACAACCUCCAGGAGAUCGGGCCGGUCUGCAAAAAGUACCCAGGGGUCUGGCUUCACGUGGACGCCGCCUACGCGGGGAACUCCUUCAUUUGUCCGGAGCUGAAGUACCUGAUGGCUGGGAUAGAGUACGCGGACUCGUUCAACACCAACACGAACAAGUUUUUGCUGACCAACUUCGAUUGCUCCUGUCUGUGGGUGCGCGACAGGUUCAAGUUGACCAGCGCUCUGGUCGUAGAUCCGCUAUACCUGCAGCACACGCACGCCGACACGGCUAUCGAUUACAGGCAUUGGAGUAUCCCCCUGAGUCGGCGAUUCCGGUCGCUCAAGUUGUGGUUUGUCAUGAGAAACUACGGCAUCUCGGGCUUACAGGCCUACAUUCGUAAUCACGUGCAGCUUGCCAAGCGUUUUGAGCUGUACAUCAGAAAGGACUCGAGGUUCGAGCUCUGCAACGAGGUGGUGUUAGGUUUGGUCUGUUUUCGGGCCAAGGGAUCCGACAAAUUGAAUCAAAAGCUUUUGAGUGCCAUCAACGAUUCCGGCAAAAUACACAUGGUCCCCGCUAAGGUCAAUCAAAAGUACACAAUACGUUUUGCCCUCGCCGCGCCAAAUGCAACGGCCGAAGAUGUCGACAUCGCGUGGAGCAUCAUAACAGACUUCCUGUCAGAAAUUUUGGAGUCCAAGGACGUUAUGGACGAGCUCGCGGACAUCCGGGAGAAGAAGAGGAAAGCGACCCUCGAGCAACGACGCUCGUACUUUGUUCGCAUGGUGUCCGAUCCCGCAAAUGACGAUGGUGAAAGAUUAAAUCACCACUUGGUCUAUUGGCUUCGUCCCGGAGCUGUUGGUAUGGAUUCAUCAGUGGCCAUGUAUAACAGCUCUUGCCUACACCCAGUUGGGGUACUCUGGUUUAUCUAG